Molecule: messenger RNA, 669 nt
Organism: Papaver somniferum (opium poppy)
Lineage: Eukaryota; Viridiplantae; Streptophyta; Magnoliopsida; Ranunculales; Papaveraceae
Product: zinc finger protein 4-like
Exons: 1
Coding region: 1-669 (222 amino acids)
Biological process (GO): negative regulation of abscisic acid-activated signaling pathway
Source: RefSeq, a predicted model, not a curated record
AUGUCUCAGAUCAUGUCUCUCAAAGAUUACUUCAACAAUAAUCAUAAUCGAACUCCUCUUCCUCAUCAUCGUACACUCAACCUCGAUAAUGUAGAUUUAGGUAAUCGAGGAGCAAUAACUGAGAUUACUAAUCAUCAGCAGAAGCCAAAAAUAGUGGGGAAGAUAAUGAACUUCUCUUGUAACUAUUGUCACAGGAAAUAUCAUAGUGCACAAGCACUAGGAGGACAUCAAAAUGCUCAUAAACGGGAACGUACAGUUACACUAGCUGCACUUGCAGCUUAUAGUUACUAUAAAGCAAGUCGCGGCAGCAACAACCUAAAGCAUCACCAAGCAUUCUUAUCAUCAACUAAGAGCUCAUUAUCAUCUUCAUUGUCGUCACCUCAUCAUACUCGUAGUGGUGACUUCAUCAAGAAAUCAUCGUUGGGUAUUCAAGUUCGAUCCAUGAUACAAAAACCAGCACCUUAUUCUUUAUCAUCAUGGGCUUCUCGAUGCUCUUCUCUUUUGUAUGCGAAUGAUAAUAAACACAACGAUUUGCACAAAUAUACAUCUGAUUCUAACCUGGCAGCUGGCCGGCCAUCAGACGUUAGCGAAUGCUCGGUCGUAAGCACAACUGCUGUAGUGCCGUCAGAUGAGGGAGUAUCUGAGCUUGAUUUAUCACUUAAGCUUUGA